CCCUAAGGCUACCAAUUCCACAACUUGUUCUCUCUCUCUCUCUCCUUCUCUUACCUUUUACGUUUUCUCUGCAACCAGACACGGCAUUUCAGCAAAAGAAGCCAACCCAACAAAAGACAGACAAAGCUUCUUCGCGUCACAUUUCCUUCUUCCCACAAAUCCUUGUCUGAAUCGUUGCCUCGAAGCGUUAUUCCUCUGUUUUCGUGUUGUUCUUUUUGUUCAAUUUGUUUAUUGUUCUGUAGUGUUUUCUGGGUCGAUUCUUCUGUUCCAUUGAUGGGGAAGCCGACAGGGAAGAAGAAGAACUUGGAAGCUACGAAGGCCAGCGAUUCCGCCGGAGUCGGAAAGCUUCCGGGGAAAGCCUCCGACCACCGGACGGCGAAAAUUUUCGACGAAGACACCGAAAUCUUCAUCAGCAGGUCGCAGGAGCUCAAAGACGAAGGCAACAAACUCUUCCAGAAGCGCGAAUACGACAGUGCUAAGUCAAAGUACGAGAAAGCACUUAAGCUCUUGCCCAAGAACCACAUAGAUGUAGCUUCCUUGCGCACGAACAUGGCGGCUUGUUAUAUGCAGAUGGGUUUAGGAGAGUACCCUAACGCCAUUAACGAGUGCAACUUGGCCCUCGAGGCUUCUCCUAGGUAUAGCAAGGCUCUGCUGAAGAGAGCUAGGUGUUACGAGGCUUUGAACAAGUUGGAUUUGGCUUUUAGGGAUACUAGGGUUGUGUUGAACUUUGAGCCUAACAAUUUGUCUGCUAAUGAUAUGUUCGAGAGGGUGAGGAAUGCGUUGGUGGAGAAGGGCGUUGAUGUUGAUGAAUUGACUAAGAAUCUGGUUAAUGUCCAGCCGGUUACACGCUCUCGUAAGUCAGUGAAGGAGGAUUUGAAGAAGAAGAAGAAGAAGAAGGAGCAGAAAGUUGAAAAGGAGGAGAGGGAAGAUGUGAAAGAGAGAGGGGAAGAGAAGGUUGAGGAGAAGAAGCUGCUGGAAGAUAAUGCCAUUGUAAGAGAGAAGAAGAAACCGGGAAAGAAGAAACCGGUAGAUAAGGCCGUUGUAACGGAGAAAAAGGCUAGAACUUUAAAGGAUAAAGAAGUGAUUACCACGAAGAAUGCCAUUGGAGAAGCCGAAGAAGUUACCAAAGGUGUAAAUAAUGAGGAGAAAUCGGUGGCUAGGACGGUGAAGUUGGUUUUAGGAGAGGAUAUAAGGUGGGCUCAGUUGCCUAUGAAUUCUAGCAUCAGGCUGGUGAGGGAUAUUAUCCGGGAUAGAUUUCCGGGUUUGAAGGGCGUCCUAGUGAAAUAUAGGGACCCGGAAGGUGAUUUGGUCACAAUCACUACGACAGACGAGCUCAGGUUGGCUGAAUCCUCUGGUGAUUCUGGAGGCUCUCUUAGAUUGUAUAUAGCCGAAGUAAGUCCUGAUCAAGAACCAGCUUAUGACGGGGUGAUCAUCGAGGAACAGAGGCCGAGUAGCAUUUCGGAGAAUUGGAGUGGAAGGGAGAGUGUGGAAUCCGAAAAGGGCUCUCCUUGCAUCGAGGAUUGGGUCGUCCAAUUCGCCCGAGUGUUCAAGAACCACGUCGGGUUCGAUUCAGAUUCUUACUUGGAUCUCCACGAGCUCGGCAUGAAGUUUUAUUCAGAGGCAAUGGAAGAUACCGUUACGUGUGAGGAUGCCCAAGAACUCUUUGAUAUAGCUGCUGAUAAGUUCCAGGAAAUGGCAGCUCUGGCCAUGUUCAAUUGGGGAAACGUCCACAUGUCAAAGGCGAGGAAACGGGUACUAAUUUCCGAAGAUGGUUCAAAAGAAUCUAUUCUGAAUCAAAUAAAAUCAGCAUUUGAAUGGACACAACAGGAGUAUGGCAAAGCUGCAACUAAAUAUGAAGAAGCCUUGAAGAUCAAACCCGACUUCUAUGAAGCUCUUCUCGCUCUUGGGCAACAGCAGUUUGAGCAAGCCAAGCUUUGCUGGUACUAUGCGACGGGAAAUAAGACUCAUUUGGAAAGUGGACCUUCCCAAGAGGUCUUACAGCUCUACAAUCGGGCUGAGGACAGCAUGGAGAGAGGUAUGCAGAUGUGGGAGGAAAUGGUGGAACGACGUCUGAAUGGACUGUCUAAGCACGAUAACUACAAAUCUCAGCUGCAGAAAAUGGGCUUCGACACACUGAUUAAAGAAGCAGCUGCCGAGGAAUUUGCAAUGGAGCAAGGCUCGAAUAUGAGUUCUCAGAUAUACCUCUUGUGGGGCACGCUCCUUUACGAGCGUUCCAUUGUGGAGUACAGACUUGGCCUACUGACAUGGGAAGAGUGUUUAGAAGUCGCUGUUGAGAAGUUUGAACUGGCUGGAGCUUCUCCCACCGACAUAGCUGUUAUGAUAAAGAAUCACUGCUCAAACGAAACCACACAUGAAGGAAUGGGGUUCAAGAUCGAUGAAAUAGUUCAGGCAUGGAACGAGAUGUAUGAUGCUAAGAGGUGGCAGAUUGGUGUCCCGUCAUUUCGGCUGGAGCCCUUGUUCCGUCGCCGUGUUCCAAAACUCCAACAUGUCCUGGAACACAUCUCAGCAUUGCACUAAAGUCAGUGAAGCAUAAUAGAUAGUUUCAGCUUGCAUUUGUUUUCUGGACGAAAACUUCCAGCCAUUACAGGUAUAUUUGUUUGUUCCUUGCCGGAUUGGGUUUGACGUUUUGCCAGUUCUUUGUCCGGUGGCAAAGGGCCGGAGUCUUUUGCAGAAGUUUCCGUCCUCAGAAUCGGAAACUUCUGGAACCAUGUCGCAUACACCAUGCAGAAAGUUUGUCCCUUUUGAAGUUAUCAGAUUCAUAAACCUAUAUCAUAUUGGAUUGGUAUAAUAGUUCAUUCUUAGCAAGCAAGGUGGAGGCCCUGUCUUGUUUGUUUCACAGGACACAGAGGUUCAUCAUCAGUUAUUUAUGUUUCACUGUUGUGUCUGCCUCUGCUCUCUUGGUUUGGUCAUAUUUAUGAAAAUUCCACACAUUUUUUUCCUUUUGUCGCGUUUGAAAUGUUGUAUUCAAAUACUUUUGAUUCUUUGGCUUACUUUUUGUAAACGAUUGUUUCAGUUUGUUCAUUCGGUUUUUUUCUUCA
Messenger RNA from Tarenaya hassleriana, 3059 nucleotides. RefSeq lists its product as uncharacterized. The record is from RefSeq and is a predicted model, not a curated record. Lineage: Eukaryota; Viridiplantae; Streptophyta; Magnoliopsida; Brassicales; Cleomaceae. The transcript has 3 exons. Gene Ontology annotation, molecular function: protein binding. Bases 274 to 2538 code for a protein of 754 amino acids.